Molecule: messenger RNA, 1163 nt
Organism: Rhododendron vialii
Lineage: Eukaryota; Viridiplantae; Streptophyta; Magnoliopsida; Ericales; Ericaceae
Exons: 8
Coding region: 80-850 (256 amino acids)
Cellular component (GO): nucleus
Molecular function (GO): histone H4 acetyltransferase activity; protein N-terminal-serine acetyltransferase activity; histone H2A acetyltransferase activity
Source: RefSeq, a predicted model, not a curated record
AACGGCCCUAGUUCACACAGCAAAAAUAGAGAGAGAGAGAAAGAGAUAGAGAGAUUGGGGGCCCGUCGGCGAGACAGUGAUGGAGUCGAAGGUUGUCACCGGCAGAGAAAGGAAGACGAGCAGGAAACAGAUACUGGAGAAGAAGAAAGCAAUAGAUGAGAUUGUGAAAGCAGCUUCUUCUCCCGACAAAGAUCAUCUUGCUUCCUUCCCACCUUUUCGCCAUUACCAAAGAAAUGGCUUGUCUGUCUACUUGGAAUCGGGGUACGGUGAUAAGCUUUCCUCUCCAGUAAAGCAGUACAUUCAGAAUCUCCUUAAGGCCAAUAUGGAAGGACCAUAUGGGUCUGAGUGGCCUACAGAAGAGAAGGUGAAGCGCAGGGAAAUGGUUGCUCCAGAAGCACGUUAUAUAUUUGUGCACGAGGAUUUAAAUGCAAAUGGAAAUCAGGCAACUGGGGUAGAAACUGAAAGGGCCUCUACUGAUGUCAUCCAUGGUAGGGGAACCAUUGUUGGAUUUGUACAUUAUCGGUUUACUGUAGAGGAAGAGAUACCUGUUCUUUACGUGUAUGAGUUACAGCUUGAGCCUCAUGUUCAGAGGAAGGGACUCGGAAAAUUCUUAAUGCAACUGAUUGAGCUUAUUGCUCACAAGAACCAAAUGGGUGCUGUGGUGCUAACUGUUCAGAAAGGAAAUUUGUUCGCACUGAAUUUUUAUACGAGUAAGCUUAGCAGGUACAUGAUAUCAACUAUUUCACCAUCAAGAGUUGAUCCAUUAAUAGGACUUGAGAAGAGUUAUGAGAUUCUUUGCAAAGCAUUUGAUCAUGAAGCAAAAGCAACAUUGCAGGCAGGUACCUGGUGAUAAUCCUUGAUACAGUGUCAUUUACAACAGGAGGACAAUUGCACUUGCAGCCAUAAGGGUGUUCAGGGUUACCUCCAGGAUAAAACUGAAGGCGAUGGUUUUUUCUUUGGAAAGAAAUCUUCCGAGGCUUUCAAUGAUAAAAUAUUUUUUGCCCAAUUGAUGUGUAUAUGCCUUUAUGAUUCGUUGACAAUAUCUCGAAUUGGGUAUUAUAUGUAAAAUUUAGCGAUAUCUUAGAUUAGGAGAGUUGGAUGACGUAAUAAACAUUUGUUAAGCUUUUCAGACUAUUCGGUAAUCUAACAUGAGCUCUUCGAUA